AUGUCUCUUGAUGCGACUCUCAUCAAUCUUAACGAAACACUGUCUCAAGUCGCAAAUCUUCUCAAAGCCAUCGAGCUGGCUGUCAUCAUGAUUGCAGUAACUCUCGCGCUUACACUAAUAGGGUGCACAGGAAUAUUUUACUAUGCUAAAUAUAAAAAAUAUCAUCCACUGAGAGAGGAGACCUCGCCGAAUGUUAGCACGUACAAGCAAAGUAAAUACGAUCCGGUGGAAGUAUAA
Molecule: messenger RNA, 237 nt
Organism: Caenorhabditis bovis
Lineage: Eukaryota; Metazoa; Nematoda; Chromadorea; Rhabditida; Rhabditidae
Source: the annotation of a GenBank genome assembly